Molecule: messenger RNA, 1041 nt
Organism: Eremothecium sinecaudum
Lineage: Eukaryota; Fungi; Ascomycota; Saccharomycetes; Saccharomycetales; Saccharomycetaceae
Exons: 1
Coding region: 1-1041 (346 amino acids)
Biological process (GO): NADPH regeneration
Cellular component (GO): cytoplasm
Molecular function (GO): oxidoreductase activity; nucleotide binding
Source: RefSeq, a predicted model, not a curated record
AUGUUGAACAUUGGAAUAGUUGGUACUGGUAUUUUUGCAAGGGAUAAACAUCUCCCUGUCCUAAAAGAGCUUUCGGACAAGUUUAAGGCUACUGCGGCUUACAACAGAACAAAGUCUAAAGCCAUUGACUUUGCAAAUGAAGCGGGAAUUGCGGAAGAAAAGGUUUACAGCCGUUAUGAAGACUUGAUAAAUGAUGAGGAUAUCGAUUGUAUCGAUAUGCUGGUUCCAGCCCAGUAUAAUGCUGAAUUGGUGAAAAUGGCUGUUGAUGUAGGAAAGCCAAUGAUAUUUGAAAAGCCAAUUGCUGCUCAGCUUGACCAAGCCAGGGAGAUUGUCAAAAUCACGGACAACACUAGUGUUCCAAUUGCAGUUGCUGAGAACUGGCUAUUCUUAAAGACUGCUGACGCGGUGAGAAGCAAGCUGGAGCGCAUUGGUGAAGUGGCAGGAUUCACGUAUAAUUCCACUGGUCCUUUUGUUACGAGCAGUAAAUACUUGUCUACUGGUUGGAGACGUAAUCCUGAACAUAUCGGAGGGUACCUCUCUGAUGGUGGUGUUCACCAGCUAGCUCUACUAACUGGUGUUUUAGGUGAAGUCGAUAGUGUCUCUGCUUUAACUAGGCAGCUCCGUCAAGAAUCCGGCGAUGACGACAUUGUAUUCUCUACGAUCAAACUAAAGUCUGGAGCUAUAGGAACUUAUACGUACGGAUCCGCUUUUGGAUCCACCAACAAAUGGGUCUUCAUGAAGAUUUACGGUACCAAUGGUAGCAUAACUGUAGAUUUAUCCAAACGAGGCAACGUGAGUUUGAAACUUACGGUCGGUGACUGUGCUGAGGCCGCUGCAGAAGAAGAAGAAUUCACGAUUGAAGAGGAUAGCUCAUACGGUGUGAAGGAAGAAUUUGAGAAUUUCUACGAAGCUGUCACGAAGAAGGACAAGUCUAUCAUUAAGGGCACCCCAAGAACUACUUUCCACCACUUAGCUGUUGUUUCUGCGUUACUGAAUUCAGCAUCUCAGAACGGUAGCAGUGUCGAGGUCGAAAUGCCAUAG